Lodderomyces elongisporus is the source of this 687-nucleotide messenger RNA. RefSeq lists its product as uncharacterized. The record is from RefSeq and is a predicted model, not a curated record. NCBI's taxonomy places the organism in Eukaryota, Fungi, Ascomycota, Pichiomycetes, Serinales, Debaryomycetaceae. The transcript has a single exon. Gene Ontology annotation, cellular component: peroxisomal membrane. The coding region runs from base 1 to 687 and encodes 228 amino acids.
AUGACAAUUCUUACAAACCCAUUAUAUCGUCCACUUUUCGAGAUAUUGAGAUCCGCAAGGAAUGGUAUAGUAUACGGUGGUAAGCUAAGGUUCUCGCAUGCUUUGGUGAUAAAUCUUUUAUACAAGUCUGGUCCACUACUACCACGAUUGCGCUCAGUAAUCGAAGCAACAAAAGAUCAUGCCGAAGUGUUGGCUGCUUUUGCAAUCAUUUACAAAUUGGCCGUGAAUGUGUUAAAGAGUGACGCAUUUUUGGGUCCAAAAAACUUGUCCUUGUGCAAGUUUGUUGCGGGAUGUUUUGGUUCGUGGAUCGUGUAUUCGGGUCAUUUCAACUUGUUCCAUGGUGGAAUCACACACCAAAUCACCUUGUACUGUUUUUCCAGAGUGAUGUUGGCAUUGGGCAAGAUUUUGUUAGACAAGUACCUUGCGUGUGCUCAACCAACAUUUAUGAACUAUCAAGGUGAUUCCAUACAGUAUAGGGAUUUGAACAACCAUCAACAAAAAAAGUUGAAGAAUAUGAUCUACAAUAAACUGUGGAAAUAUUUUGCCAUCUUGACCUGGGGUUUGGUGAUGUUCAUCUACGACUACCAACCACAAUACUUACAGAGCUCGUUGCGCCAUUCAAUGACGUAUAUCUACGAUGUGGAGAUGGAUACGUGGAACACAUGGAAAGAGUUUUUGGGAAUAUAA